AAUGUGUGUCCCCACAAACAUUCAGUAUCAUGACUGACGCCUUUCUGCUGGGAUUAUUUGUGUUCUCGGCGGUGGUUGCCGUUCUCUUCGAGCCCCUACUGGCCACACGAGACUUUGAGAUACGUUGGCGCGCCAUCAACUGCACGGCCAUUGACCUGGGCACAACGGCCGCCUUUCACUGCUUGAUCGUGGAGCUGCCCAAGCGGCAGGGUAACUUCUUGAACACUCGACUCCUGCUCAAUCGACCCGUGUCCAAGAUGUGGGUGGAUCUGAGCGUGGGACAGAUAAGUGGCAGCUCCAAGGAUCGCACUGUCCUAAACCUGCUCAGGGUGCGCGUGGAUGGCUGUCGUCUGUUUGAUUUUCGCAGCAAGAAUCGCAUUCUGAAUGCUGUUCUCGGCAAGCUGCUGCAAUCGGGCAACUAUCCCAAAUCCUGUCCAAUUUUGGCGAAUGUCAACUAUACGUCCACACAUUUUGCCCUCAAUCCGGAUCACUUUCCAGCCUACAUGCCGGACAUGAAGUUCAACACGAAACUGGUACUCAAUUUGAGCAAGAAUAUCACACUGAUUAGGGCCAGUGUGGAUGCCGAGGUAAUGAGGCGAUCCUAGAAAUUCAAUAAAGAGCAAAUCCAAAGCAAAAGCCAUGACUAACUUAGGGGUUUUGUGUAUGUAGCUGAAGUGACUAAUAGCUUUGGUAUGAGUAUUAUCCAAAGGCGUGUCGAAAAAGCGAAUAUAAGUAAUAAAUCUAUGGGACUUUUAUCAGUCUUCAGGCUUCAGAUAUUACAAUGCCCUUGAAAUUUCACCUCAAUAACUUUCAAAUGUUGCACGUGUGUGUGUUUGUGUGUCAGUGUGUAAUCCAGUGAUUCAUGGCAGCGGUAUGUGGACUUUGGCGAGAUGGGCGAGAGGGA
Messenger RNA from Drosophila guanche, 904 nucleotides. RefSeq lists its product as uncharacterized. The record is from RefSeq and is a predicted model, not a curated record. NCBI's taxonomy places the organism in Eukaryota, Metazoa, Arthropoda, Insecta, Diptera, Drosophilidae. The transcript has 3 exons. The coding region runs from base 30 to 605 and encodes 191 amino acids.